CGGGGAGUAUAAAAGCCUAGUUUGAGGAACCGGCAAGCCAUCUCAUUGACACCAGGACGAGGAUCACAACAAUGCAUGCAUCGUUAUUUGUUUGGGCUUUGAUGCUGUUCGCUGGCAACUGCGCUGCAUUUCGUAAGGGAGGCGCAAGAGCUUACUGUGUGGACGCGUUCUCAAGGAGGCACGCACUACAAGAGAAAUGGGUGGAAGUAUAUAAACUGUGCGAGUGCAUCUACCCGGAGAGUCUGCUCUUCUUCUGGAAUGGACGGAACCCGUCUGAUGCCAUCAGCCAUUGUCAGUAUAAUGGCUGUCCCACACUCUCCGGUAGAUGGUUACUGCAAGCAGGGGAAGAAUUUUACAAUGACAGUGGGGACUGGUGUAUUUGUCAGAGGGGUACAAGCCCAUGGCUAAUGGAUGCCGCCACGCUGUUCCACGCCAAGUGUUUCGAUGAAGGCCGGGAGUACUAUAUGGAUUUCGACCAUUCAUAAAUCAGCUCUGUUCUCAAAGUUUGAAUAAACUCACGAUGUCUUCAUUAGAAUUAC
This is a messenger RNA of Liolophura sinensis, 539 nucleotides long. RefSeq lists its product as uncharacterized. Bases 72 to 485 code for a protein of 137 amino acids. Lineage: Eukaryota; Metazoa; Mollusca; Polyplacophora; Chitonida; Chitonidae. The transcript is spliced from 3 exons. The record is from RefSeq and is a predicted model, not a curated record.